This is a messenger RNA of Owenia fusiformis, 2989 nucleotides long. The record is from the annotation of a GenBank genome assembly. Lineage: Eukaryota; Metazoa; Annelida; Polychaeta; Sabellida; Oweniidae.
ACGUUUUUGAAUGAGGAAGUAAAAUUAAAAAACUUCAAAACUUUCUGCUGUCUUGUUAGUGACAAAUACAUGAUUAUGGCGCUAAAGACCACCCCGAAGUAUUCAGAUGUACUUAGAUGGAAUACAAGGAAUGUCUCAGACUGGUUGAAAGAGAUUGGAUUCGAGGAUUGUGUUAAAUCAUUCGGAGAAAAGAACAUCAAUGGACAAGCUUUACUGGGUCUCCAAGAAAUUCACUUAAUGACUAUGUCUGGUGUACCAGUUAGUAGACGAAAGAAAAUACUCAAAUAUGUUGCUGAUAUUAACAAAACAGUCAACAAAAAAUCCUCUUUAUUUGGUGGCAAGAAAGAUAAACCAAUUCCAGGUGUUCCUCCCAGAGAUUAUCAUGCAGUAGUGACACAUCAUGAACAUGAGGAAGAACAUGAUGAUUGGGGCUCUGAUGAAUUUGAUGAUGAUGACGGCCCAGAGGAAAUCUAUGACCUACCAGCAGAUGAAUCUACGCCCCCUAAAUCAGAUACACAUACAAACAAUAACCAGUCACAAUUAAUACCUACUAUGGGUGAAGAUGAAGAAGAUGAAGAUGAUUAUGAAAACCCAGAUAUAACACUCCCAUCAAAAAGAACCACAUUGAUAGAACCAACAGCAGCUAGUGAAGAAAGUGAAGAUGAUGACUAUGUCGCUCCUGUUGAAGCUCCUCCAGGUUCAAUAAAAAUACCACCGAAAAUGGAACCACCACGAAGAAAGCCUUUGCCACCUCCGCCCCCAGAGGAUUUUGAUGACGGGCCAGCUUUACCCCCAAGAACAAGUCUUGACCCACCUGCGAAGCCUCUCCGUGCACAGCCAGUGGGUGUAGUGAGACCUUUGCCUGCCCAACCAUCUGUCACUGAAGAGGAUGAUGAUGAAAACUAUUUAGCUCCGGAUAUUACCAUACCAAGCCCUACAAGCAGUAUUAAGGCUACCUUCAAUCAGGAGAGCAAGUUACCAAAUAGGCCACUACCGUCAGUUCCACCCCAAAGUACGUCUGUUUCCCCUCACAGUGCGAAACCAACAAAGCCAGUACCAGCUAUUCCAAGGACAAUUCCAGCUGUUCCUGCACCUAGACAUACUCCCCCUGUUGCUCGAUCACCAGAUUCCCCGACAUUCAAUUCAAUAGACUCACCCCCUCCAAUUCCAUUUAUUAGUAAUAGAGAAAAAAAUAACAAUAUGGGUAAAACAUCAAACCCACCACUACCAGCAAGCCCUACUAAACCCGACAGAGCGUUACCUGCGCAACCAAGUGAUGAUACAGAUUUAGAAAAAAACAGAAUAGACAUAGGCCAAGGAAUACAAGAUAGAUUAAAACGUUUUCAAAAUGGUGGUCCUCAGAUCCCCACUGAAAGAAAAGGGAUUAAACCUCAAGUUACUGACGCAACUAGAAAGAUAAAUAAACUAGAUAUUAAGAAAAUGGGUAUCGCUCUCCCAGUUCCUCCUGUACCAGAGACAAAGAAAUCACCAUUGAAAGCAGCUGACUUAAGCUCCACCAUGUCAUCGCCUAAACCAUUAAAAAGAGACUUACCCCCACCCCCAGUGCCUGGUGGAGAAGAUAAACGAAAACAAAACAAAGGACUAACCAGUCCAAGGGGUCUACCUCCUGUACCACUAGAUGACAGGCCUCCACCCCCAGUACCCGGGAAAGAGCCAGUUCCAAAACAAAGACAAUUACCGUCAGUUCCAGCUGACCCACCUGUUCCCCCUGUACCAGCUGGGGGUCAUAAAUUCUCGCCAGCUAGGCAGUUACCUCCUGUCCCCCAAGGCGCAAGAUCUCCACCCCCAAUACCCAAGUCGGAUGACAAGAGGGCCGUACCCCCGGUCCCAAAGCCAGAUGAGCCUGAAAAAGACACUCCUGCUAAUCUAGAUAGGACAUUGUAUGACCUUGGGUGGUACCACGGUGGUAUUUCAAGAAGUGUAGCCAAUGAAAGGUUGGAGCAUAUGAAGAAUAAUGGAGACUUUCUUGUGCGUAAAAGCAAUCGAGGUGACCCCUCUGCCCCAUAUACACUACAAUUAUGGUACCAAGGCAAUAUUAAAGCAUUAAAUAUAGGCAGGAGAAGCAAUGGAAAAUUUGCGUUGGGGUCGGAGAAACUAAAUGAGGAGCAAUUUGAUCAAGUUCCUGAUCUGAUAAGUUUCCACCUAUCAAAGCACAUAGUGUUAGCUGGGGGAGGCGAGGUUAAGUUAAAGAACCCCAUCAUACGACACUAGCGCCAUCUAUUGACUGCUCAUAUGGUAACAACGGAAAUGUAUGAGAUUAAGCAAUAUUUGAACAUGGAAUACGUUAUUACAUAGUGAUAUGUCUAGAUGAGAAAUAUGGGAUUUUGCAAUAUCAUAAAUAUGAAGAGCCUACAGCAUACUCUGUAUUAUUUGAUGUAAGGAUAUUUGUAAUGUAUAUUAUCGGAUGUACAACUGCACAUGAUUAUGGAAUUGCAUCAGAAAUAUUGGUAUUUUGAGAAAUAUGGGAUUUGGUUACUAACAUCAGAAAUGUUAGUAGUAUUGCAUAUUAUAUUGGAAUAUGUGAAAAACUGUGUUAUGGUGUGUUCAUAGGCUCACACAUCAAUCGAUGAAAAAUAAAUUUUUGCAGUACGCACACUGCAUUCAGAUGCAUACAUUAUUUAGAAGCCAAAGAUGUACACCUACAAUUAACCAUGGACUUGUAUCUGCAAUAAAUCUAAGGUGUCUACAUGACAUUCAUUCUGAACUUGGAAGACAUUUGCAUGAAGUUUGGUUACUGGAAUACUUUAUGAUCAAUGUCCAUUGGAAUUUUCAAGGGAUUUUUUAGCUAUGAAUUAAGAAAAUCAUGUUUUAAAAAUGCAACUUAGAGUAAACAGUGGUGGAAUUUGCAAGAAAAUGAAUAAAAAGAGGAGAUGCCAAGAAAUCAACUAAAUCAACUAACUGUAAGAGAGAUAUAGAUUGAAAAGAGCAUUUUAAAUAAUAAUUUAUUGACAUGGGCUGCUUCUUUAUU